Messenger RNA from Prunus armeniaca (apricot), 324 nucleotides. NCBI's taxonomy places the organism in Eukaryota, Viridiplantae, Streptophyta, Magnoliopsida, Rosales, Rosaceae. The record is from the annotation of a GenBank genome assembly.
AUGAUAAGAGCAUGUUGCAAGCUCACUUGGCUACGAAGCUUGUUACGUGACCUACAUCUUCCACAUCCAAAAGCCUCAAUUCUCCAUUGUGACAACAAGGCUGCACUACACAUUGCUGCUAAUCCAGUUUUUCAUGACAGAACUCAUCAUAUAGAGAUGGACUAUCACUUCAUCAGAGACAAGAUACAGGAUGGUGCAAUCUCUACCAAGUUCAUACCUUCUUCACAUCAGCCAGCAGACAUGUUCACCAAACCCUUGGGAAAAGAUCCCUUCUUAUCCAUUCUAGGCAAGUUGGGAGUUCUUGAUAUUCACUCUCCAACUUGA